Selaginella moellendorffii is the source of this 724-nucleotide messenger RNA. RefSeq lists its product as uncharacterized. Lineage: Eukaryota; Viridiplantae; Streptophyta; Lycopodiopsida; Selaginellales; Selaginellaceae. Gene Ontology annotation, biological process: translation. The coding region runs from base 107 to 544 and encodes 145 amino acids. The transcript has 4 exons. Gene Ontology annotation, cellular component: ribosome. Gene Ontology annotation, molecular function: structural constituent of ribosome. The record is from RefSeq and is a predicted model, not a curated record.
GAAAUUGUUAAAGCAUUAAAUUUUAAAUUUUCUUUUUUCCUUUAGCUCAAUCUAUAGAACUUUUCACAAGAAACAUUAUGAAGCCCUAAAAGGAGAGCUCGCCGCCAUGGCUUGGCGGCUAGUGAUGAAUCGCGCGGCGCCCUGGCGGAGCGGCAGGCAGAUUCUUUGGCGCUCGGCGGCAGUGUGUCAGGAUCAUCAGGUGUGGUGGGCAAUGCAAGGGCGCGAGAAUCCAGACGCGCCGUGGGAUGCAAUGCAGGGGUUUGCAGCUCCAUCCGACGACCUAGCUCUGUUGAUCCCGGUGGGAUUCCCUUUGCCCUGCCCUGCAAACGAUCCAGCGCCAUCGUCAGCUCACGAUGAGGUGAAAUGCCCCGAGAUCUUGGAUGCCGACGAAGGCCCGAUGAUCAUGAUGCCCAAGAGGACUUACCAGCCAAACAACAAGAAGCGGAAAAGAACUCAUGGAUUCCUCGUGAGGAUGAGGACUCCAUCUGGGAGGCGGAUUAUCAGGCGUAGACGGGCCAAAGGAAGAUGGAGGCUAGCAGUGUAGCAGGCACAUUUGUAAUCUAACCAGUUCCAAACUAGUUUUGUGCUUUGCUUUCACAGACUUGUUCACGGCAAAAACUUGUGUUUUAGAGAAGAAAAAAACCUCUUGAAAACUUUGAUCAUCGAGUGUAACAAAGGUUGUCACCUGCGAAUCGAAAUAAAAAUCUAGCAAAAGGUUUUGACC